Vanrija pseudolonga is the source of this 1272-nucleotide messenger RNA. It is a transcript of the gene HM13, whose product is annotated as Minor histocompatibility antigen H13. The transcript is spliced from 5 exons. Lineage: Eukaryota; Fungi; Basidiomycota; Tremellomycetes; Trichosporonales; Trichosporonaceae. Gene Ontology annotation, cellular component: lumenal side of endoplasmic reticulum membrane; membrane; cytoplasmic side of endoplasmic reticulum membrane. The record is from RefSeq and is a predicted model, not a curated record. Gene Ontology annotation, molecular function: aspartic endopeptidase activity, intramembrane cleaving. Bases 1 to 1272 code for a protein of 423 amino acids. Gene Ontology annotation, biological process: membrane protein proteolysis.
AUGGGAGACCAGAUUUCCGCCUUUGUCCUCAUCGGGACCCAGGCGCUCGUGCCCAUCGUCUUGGGCAGUUUCAAGAGCUUGCGGACACCGCUCGCCACGCGCCGCAAGCACAAAAAGGCCCGCGCGUCGCGCGACCGCCUGCUCGGCCUCGACGAGGACGAGGACGACGAUGACGAUACCGACGACGACGAGACCCUCGGCCUGGGCGACUCGCUCCUCUUCCCCAUCCUCGGGAGCGCGGCGCUCCUCGGCCUCUUCUUCAUCAUCAAAUACGUCGACAAGAAGUGGAUCGACCUCGCGUUCGGCGUGUACUUCUCGGUCACGGGCGUGUUCGCCGUGCACACGACACUGACGUCCAUCGUCGGCUUCUUCCUCCGCCUGUUCAAGAAGAGCGUGCCCGUGUACCAUGUCCGCAUCUCGAACGGCAUCAAGCAAAUCUUCCACCUCCCGGUCCGCGCCCACUCGGCCCUCGUCGCGCCCAUCUCGCUCAUCGCGCCGGUCGCCUACGUCCCCCUCGGCCGCCCGUGGGUGCUGAGCAACGUCCUCGCGCUGUGUCUCGCCACGGCCGCGCUCGCGCUGCUCAAACUCGACGGGUUCCCGACUGCCUUCUUGCUGCUCGGCGUGCUGCUCGCGUACGACGUGUUCUGGGUCUUUUACACCCCGGUCAUGGUGACUGUCGCCAAGGGCAUCGAGGGCCCGAUCAAGCUCGUCGCGCCCAAGGACUCGACGGGCACGGCGUUCGCCAUGCUCGGCCUCGGCGACGUCGUCAUCCCCGGCCUGCUGAUCGCCCUCUGCCUGCGCUUCGACUUUGCGCGCUACGCUGCCAAGAACAAGGACAAAGACGUGACGCGCCACUCGUCGUUCCCCAAGCCGUACUUCUACACUGCGCUGUUCAGCUGGAUCGCAGGCCUCGUCGCGACCAUCUACGCCAUGAGCGUCAGCGGCAAGGCGCAGCCCGCGCUCCUGUACCUCUCGCCCGCGUGCACGCUCGGCCCGGCGCUCCUCGCCCUCGUCCGCGGCGAGAUUGGCCUCCUCUGGUCCUGGCGCGAGGAGGAGAAGGACGACGAUGAGCGCGACGAGACCAUCGAGGCGCCCUCCGAGGUCGCCAUGCUCGCCCGCAAAGAGGCCAAGGCCAAGGCUGCCGAGGCUGAGGCUGCCCAAGAGGACGAGGCCAAGCCCGAGCCUGAGGCGCCCGUCGACGACAGCUGGAUGGAGAGCGCCGAAGACACCGGACCCAAGACGCGCAAGCGCAAGGGCGGUAAGAAAAAGUAA